Sorghum bicolor (sorghum) is the source of this 1460-nucleotide messenger RNA. Its product is annotated as sanguinarine reductase. NCBI's taxonomy places the organism in Eukaryota, Viridiplantae, Streptophyta, Magnoliopsida, Poales, Poaceae. The coding region runs from base 210 to 1223 and encodes 337 amino acids. The record is from RefSeq and is a predicted model, not a curated record. The transcript is spliced from 9 exons.
ACUCACCCGCACGGGGCCCCACCGGGCGGGGCGGCGCCUGGCCGGGCUGCCGCCAAGUGGCCACCGUCACCGUCUCGCGCCCCCGUCCACGCCCCGCCUCGCCUUCCCUUCCGAUAUCUCUUCGUCUCGCCGCCGCCGCGCGCGCACUCUCGUGUCCCAGCAGUCCGUCCAAUCCCUGGCUUCACUACCACUUGUCUCUUGGCUCCGCGAUGGCGGUGGGUUGCUUCAACCCCGUGCUCUCGCCGCUCGUUCCUUCGCCGCCGGGUAGGCGCGUCCGAGCGGCGCUGCGGUCUCAGUCUCACCAGCCGACCGCGGUCUCCCUCCGGCUGCUCCCGUGCGGCGUGGCAGCUGGUCGUGGCACGCGGCGGCUCGUGGCGGCGGCGGCGGCAGAGUCGCAGGCCGUGCAGGAGCAGCCGGCGCGGACGGAAGAGUCCGGUGAGGCCGGCGGGGCGGGUGCCGCCGAGGCGUCCUCCAAGCUCGUUCUGGUCGUUGGCGGAACCGGCGGCGUUGGGCAGUUGGUUGUAGCAUCGUUGCUAAGCAGGAACAUCAAGUCAAGAUUGCUCCUAAGAGAUCCAGAAAAGGCAUCGUCCCUAUUUGGCAAGCAGGAUGACAGUGUACUGCAGGUUUACAAAGCGGACACAAGAAACUCUAACGAUUUGGAUCCACAAAUGUUUGAGGGAGUUACGCAUGUGAUAUGUUGUACUGGAACUACAGCAUUUCCAUCUAAACGCUGGGAUGGAGAUAAUACUCCAGAACGUGUAGAUUGGGAUGGCAUCAGAAAUCUUGUAAGUGCCUUGCCACAGACAAUCAAGAGACUGGUUCUUGUGUCAUCUGUUGGUGUUACAAAAUACAAUGAGAUACCAUGGAGCAUCAUGAAUCUCUUUGGUGUGCUCAAGUACAAGAAGAUGGGAGAAGACUUCGUCCGCAAUUCAGGGAUACCAUUCACCAUUAUCAGGCCUGGAAGAUUGACAGAUGGGCCCUACACUUCGUAUGAUCUUAAUACACUUCUUAAAGCUACAGCUGGAGAGCGUCGAGCAGUAGUCAUAGGCAAAGGUGACAAGCUUGUGGGGGAAGUUAGCAGACUUGUGGUGGCAGAAGCUUGUAUCCAAGCUUUAGAUAUUGAAUCCACUGAAGGACAAAUAUAUGAGAUUAAUUCAGUGAAGGGUGAAGGACCAGGGACUGACCCAGAGAAAUGGGAGGAGCUAUUCAGAUCUGUUCAAUGAGACUAGUGUCAUUCUGCCAAGCUUAGUGACAUAAUGUACAUCAUAAUGUAAUGUAAUCCAUAGAGACAGCAUAAUCCAAUAGUCAUUGAACAGUAGCAAUCAUGUACAGAGAUUUAGGUACCACUUGCGAAAAAGAAUGUUUGGUUUGUGUACAUAAUAUGAGCAUUCUGAUAUUGCAAUUACCUCCGGAAAGUGGUAUAUUUGUUUGAAAGUAAAUGUUCGCCAUCUGAAAGUAAA